Molecule: messenger RNA, 1433 nt
Organism: Rhodofomes roseus
Lineage: Eukaryota; Fungi; Basidiomycota; Agaricomycetes; Polyporales; Fomitopsidaceae
Product: RTA1-domain-containing protein
Exons: 9
Coding region: 201-1124 (307 amino acids)
Cellular component (GO): plasma membrane; fungal-type vacuole
Source: RefSeq, a predicted model, not a curated record
CCGCAUUGGGAGGAGGCGUGAGUCAUCCGUCUGACGUUUCUGACAUAUUGCCGGCCAGCGGCCCCGCAAGCCAAGUGCCGGCAUGGUUGCGGAGGCAGCCUCGCGCCGACCUCGCGCUCCAUACAUCCACCUCUUUGUCCACGAACCCUGCUUUGAUCAGCGAGCUUCCCCGCCGCUUCCUUCCCUUCCUUUGCGCAAAGAUGCAUUUCCAAGAGCUGAAGGCAACGACGUACACGGCCGUCUCGCCGUAUGGAUAUACGCCGGAUGCGUGGAUCGGCAUUCUGUUCAUUGUCCUCUUCGCAUUGUCUACAAUAUUCCACCUAGUACAAGCCAUCCGUUACCGGCUGUGGUGGCUGCUCUUUACCGUGGUUCUUGCGGGCAUCAUGGAACUUAUCGGGCACGGCGCUCGCCUGUGGUCCUCCUACAACAUCCAUAUUAAUACACCGUACCUCAUUCAGAUCGUAUGCACGAUUCUGGCACCCACUCCCCUCGUCGCUGCAAGUUUCAUAACCCUGGGUCAAGUCAUCCAUCGCCUCGGGCAGCAAUAUAGUAGGCUCAGCGCGAGGUGGUACACGAUCGUGUUCAUUAGCUGUGAUAUUAUUGCCCUCAUUAUCCAGGCAUUGGGAGGCGCGAGUGCAGACGCGGCGGUGAAUCAAAACAAGAGUGCCAAGCCUGGUGGAAACACGAUGCUGGGCGGUAUCAUAUUCCAGACUGUCGCCAUCACCUUCUACAUGCUGCUUGCGACCGAGUUCGUCUUCCGAUACCUCUACAACAAGCCCAUCGGCGGCCGCCCGAUCGAGAAGACUGGAUACACGCUCGACUCCAAGACGAAGCAGAUGGUCGGCGCACUCGCAUUCAGCAGCGCGUGCAUCUACGUCCGUUCGUGGUACCGUACCGUCGAGCUCGCCAACGGCUGGCAAGGGUACAUCAUCCGCACGCAGCGUUACUUCGUUAUCAUGGACGCGCUCAUGAUCGUCUUCGCGAUGUGGAUCAUGAACAUCUUCCAUCCCGGCCGUCUCCUCGGCCCUGCUCCGGCGUGGAAGUUCGACCAGCACGUGGGCAGUGAAGGCGAGACACGCGCUUCAGAAGAGUCGUCGCAACGGGGUGACACCGAGAAGCAGUGAUCUCCACCGAGUAGCGUGGGUGACUGUCUCCAGUAGAUGUAUACGGAUCUGGAUGGACUACGUGUUUGGAUGGGUAGGAUGGGCAAUGAUUCUUCGGUUGGGAUCAAUGCUUAUUCACGACCCAGUACUCUACUACAUAGUACUCGAUUGACUGCUACUGAGAAUUGGACUUUAGAUUCCCUAUACUUAUACACUCUCGAUCACCUUCAAUAAUAAUUGAAGCGAAGCUACGGAUAUCAGUCCCUGGGUGCCGUCCCAUCCAGUGUGUUUCUCUGCAGUGUAUGGCCACUUUUUGCGAGCAUGUUAACG